Messenger RNA from Xyrichtys novacula (pearly razorfish), 14446 nucleotides. The record is from the annotation of a GenBank genome assembly. Lineage: Eukaryota; Metazoa; Chordata; Actinopteri; Labriformes; Labridae.
AGAUGAAGGUGGGAUGGCUUUAAGAGUGAGGGAGAGUGGAAGGAGAAGGUCCUGAAGAAAGGAGAGUGACUGAAUGAGAUUUUAGAAAGCAAAACUUGACUGCAACGGGAGAAGGAGCGUCGUUUCAGAGAUAGAGGACAGCUCCUUGACGCCGAGACACCAACACUUUGACUUCACGUAAGUACAAGACGAUGGCGAAAGGAGACUUUAGUCAGGUUGUAGUUUUGAUUUUAAACGUGUCUGUUGCUGGUCUUCUUGUGAGCCCUGUUCCUGAAACUUGUAUUGACUUGCAAGAAGUCUUUCGCUAGUGCUGUAUAGAUAGUAUAGAUUAAUCUAGCUUUUACUUUCCUCUUUUAGAAACAUCUCACCCCUUCUUUUGUUUAAAUAGCAGUUUUUGUUGCAGCUGGCAGUAAGUAGUUGAAGUUUUCAGUCUUCACCCAACGAGGCAGUGACCUUAAAAGUCUCUUUUUGUAUAAUUUAAAAUUUCUUGAAUGGAUGUGAGCUUUGAAAACGAAUAGCAUUUUUUUCCAGGUGUAACUGAGGUAUGUAGGUUACCUAUGGUUGCACUCCCCAUCUGUGUUGUUCAGGUAGGAUUCAAGAGAAAUUAAAAGUUAUUUUAUUAGCAGGUAAUUUUACAAAUACAAGUACCUCCUGUUUUUCAUUCCUGUUUGUUGACAGUGCUAAAUAUUUAGCUUGACAAGGUAAAAAUUAAGAUUGAACAGCUACUCAUAUUAAUUCAAUUUAAAGCAUAUGAAAAGGAGCACCAAAAACAGAUGGCUUCAUAUCAAGGCAGAAAUUAGGUAUGUACGCUGUUCAGAGACGACCACAUACUGUAUAAGAAUGACAACAUCUGGUAGCAAUUGAACAUCCACACCUUCAUAAGAAGCCUAACUUGUUAUUAUACUCCUCUUUGUAUUGUUUUUAUUUCUUAAUCUGUCGUUAACACAUGUCCACACUGCAACCAUGCCCUCCUCCUUUCCUCGUGUCCUUGAAGUGCAGUGAGGAGAAGGAGAUGAAGGAGGAGGUCCAUCUGUAUGUGAGAGCCACCCAUGGAGCUCUGUGCCUGACACACACUGCUCAGAGAGGGGGAAGUGGUACUACAUCAUAAACUAAACAAAACCAGGAAAACGCUCAGUGUUUAUUCUCACAGAGGUCAAGGACAAACCGUAGACUGGUGCUGAGAGGAGGGAAUCACCACCAUAUAAACUUUCAGAGUUACAAACCAGCAGUUUUUUAAUGUUCAGCAGAUUUUAGCACUGAUUUCAUAAACGGGUUGUGCUUGGAUAAGUUUUGGUACGAUUGCCCUAACCUGUCUCCUCUGCCUAGUUUAGACAACCUCCAAAUAGCAAGCGCAAACUUGUUGCAUCAGAGCUAUGUGGAGGUGAUAGCAAAGAGUGAUUUUGUGAUGAGUGUGCUUAGCUUGACUGCCAGGCCAAACAAACACCCUAUCAAUUAAUCUUAUGAUGUUAAAAUCAACAAAAUGCCACUUAAAAGAAAGAAAUCCUCUAUUUCCCUGUAUUCAUUUAUUUAUUUGCAGUUAAAUGUACUCAACUUGUGAUUUUAUAUUAUGCAGUGCAGAUAGAAACUGACUGUCAUCUUAGAAAAGAGGAGCAUUUACAAGAUUUUCUAAAUAAUGAGGUGCUCGCUGACCUAGCAGUUAAAGCACACACUUCAUGUAAUGAGGUGGGGGGGACGAUCCUCCUUAAAGUGGCUGCUGGGUUGACGCCUGUCCACAACCCUUUGCUGCUUGUCAUCACUCACUUUCUCCUCCCCACAUUUCUUGUGUUUCUCCAGCUGUCCUACCAAUAAAAAACAAAAAAUGCCUGCAAAAAAAACUGAAAAAAAUUGAACUUUAAAGCAAUUAACAAAACAGUAGUUGGCCUCUUGCUAAAUGACAGGCAGCUAGAAUAGGCCCCUUACCCUCUACGACCCUGAAUGCAAGAAGUAAAGAUUGUGGAUGGAUGGUGGCUGUAUAGUUAAAAAGGCCCAAGUAGUCUCAGAACUAAUGCAGUAUCCAAAGUAGAAUAAAAAUCUGUGUGGUCCCUCUAAAAUCACUGUAAAGGAGGGAGUGUGGAUUUGUUUAGAAGGAAAAGAGCAGGAGAGGUUUGUUUGUGCAUCCAUCAUCUUUGCAGAAACAAAUGAGACAGCCCAAGGAGUGAGGAGGGAGCAGAGCGAGGCCGUGUCAUUCCUGUCUUUGUGCAAGUGAAAUGUGAGGGUCACUGAGGGGCUUUGUGCGUCAGAAGCUGUGGGGCCACCUUAGAGUCAGCAUGGGGAGUGAGGGGCCGGGGGUGCUGCACAGACUGAAUAGGUUAGGGGCCACAGCGGCCUGUCUUGGAGAAUGAGGGUGAGUGAAUUCUGGGCUAACGGUGGCAUGUCUUUGAGAGCUAAAGAGUGAGUGAAGGGGGCCACUGUCGGCAGGUCUUUGUGCAGCCUUUGUUGAGUUGAGUCACACCAGAUGAAGAGGGCCGGUACUUAUUCAGGCCUUUUUCUUGGCGCACACACAAACACAUGCACACAAAUGAGCUUGGCUGAUACUUUUCUCUGGGGAAGUCAUGCGUUUUGAUGCAGUUAUUUCAUAGACGACUGAGCACAGGCUGGCACCUUUCAUGGCUUUUGGGUGUUUUUUAAUUAUUUUUUCUUUGUGCAUCAGCAAAGUGUUGUUUCUACUUCACUGUUGGAGGGCUACUGGAUCUUGACUUUCUGUUUACAUUUUUGAGGCCUCCUAUUGUCUUUGAAACCUCAGCCCCCCACGUUGUAUUUGAAAGCUAGACCUUGCAGACAUUUCUUCACUUUGCAGUCAGGGAAUUCAUUAUAAUUGCUUUUUACUGCUUGAGUUAUUUUUAUGUGCCUAAUUUGGGUCUGUAAAAUAAAUCUGAAAUUACUUUGGGGCACUAAACUUGCUUCUGAAGACGACCAUCUUCAUUGGCUUGAGUUACAAGACGCGAGUUGUGGUAAGUGCCGAUCCAUGGGAAACUUUCUCUCAGUUUGUAACUCUUUCAUUCACUGUUUAUGGGGGGCUACACAAGCAGUGUCUCACGUGGUAAUGGUUGGGAAGACAGUUAUUGAAGACAGAGGCUUGGUUUGUUUGGUAACAUCUGUGACGGUUGAGAAACCUUCAUGUAAACCAAAGAAACUAAACUCGUCUUUGUGCUUGUUCUCUGAGUGUGUUUGCAUGACUCACACUUUUACCCUCUCUUCUGUCAAAGGCAUGAAGCAUGCUGUGAAAGCAGGUGGAAAUUUGAAAUUGGCCUCCCUGAGGCUAGCUGUUUCAGUGUGACAUACAAAAAGUGGCAUUUUGUACAAGUCAUUAGUGCUUUGUUCAAGUUUUCUCAUACCUUUUUUGUCUCGAAGGCUUUGUUCUCGCAUCACCUCAGAGGGUAAACAUGGUUUGGGUUUCACAUGUUCUCAAAUCUGCCUUUUCAUUCUGCUUGGGGGCAAAAAGAGCGGGGUGUAGAUCUUAGCUGUUGCUCAGUGAAUAAAAAUGAGCUGUGCUGAAGAUUUACGAGUUAUUGCUGCGGGGUAAUUGGUGUCUCUUUACUCGGUUGAUGUUACGGCUUGCCCUCUGUUCUGACAUCACUGUGCCUGCGUCAACAGAGUCUUGAAUAAACACCGACAAUGAAGCCUCUCCUUUAAAAUCAAAUCAAAAGUGAUUGGGAUCUUGAGAGUUGAGGGUGUAAUAUGUUACGGUGUUUUGAUGGCGUGUUCAUCAUGUUCAUCACUCAAACUACAUUGCUUCAUUCUCCCUCACUCCCCAAGAGCUCCAAUGCUUGCAUUCUUUUAUGAAUGAGGGAUAUGUUUGGUCCUGCCCAACCCCGACGGUUAUCAUACAAGUUUCAUAUCUCUAGGGGUUUCUUAUUUUCCUGAUUCUUGGAAACACUCAGAGGGAAGUUAGAGUGUCAUCAGUAGCCUAUGAUUGUCCACAUCUUGUUUGGGUAGCUGUGUGUAUGGCCUUAAAGAUGGUGCCUCUUUGUGGUUUUUGGUUUCAGGGCCUUCCAACUAGCUGGUCCAGAUGCAUGGCCAGAGCUGAGCAGAGUUGGCUCUGCAGCUUGAGGAACAGAUUGCCUUGGUUUGAGGUUUCUGAUUAUGGAUAUGUAAGUGGAAAAAGUCCUCCCAACCCAAAUCAACAGGGGAAGUCAUCUGAUUCAGAUGGAUGAUCCACCUGUUCAAGUCCCCUCAUAAAUUGGAGGAGAGUUUUACUUAUCGUAAAUACCUUUACAUAUGACAUUCGGACCUUGUACAGAUGGUUUUUAUUCUUGAGAUCCUCACAUUUCCCAGACUUUUUCAUUACACAUGUACCACCCAGUGGGGGAUUGUCCUUGUUGGACUUACUGUGACUAAAAAUCAUCUGUUUGGUGAGCGAGGAUGAGGGGGAUUCCUUUUUUUAAACUGCAUUUCCACCAAGCAGUCAGGCACAGUAUGUUGCAGCAUGAUAUGCAGUUGUUAGUGUUUUCAUGGUUAAAAGCCGAAAAAGAUACCCAUGACCAAUUCUUUAUCUUCAUAAAUACUUUUUUAAAUUUUACUUUUUGGGUGAUGUCACACCAGCAUGUGUCUAUGUAAAUGAAAUCAGCAUGGCUUCCGCUAGCCGGCUCUUGCAUGCUUGUAUUGUGGUUCAAAAAGUUUCCAAAAAAUUAUGUUAGCAGUAAGGGUCAGCUAAUCUGCACAUUUAAUUUGAUUAUUUGUUGACAUGUACCUGUCCAAUGUUGUUGUAGAUGUAUGUGUAGUCUGAGAUGACUGCUAAACCAAGUUGCCCCCCUUGGGAUUAAAAAAGUUGUCUGAACUGAGCUGAAUAUAUGCUUCAGCACACCUGGUGACACUGAGACGUUGUCAGAAGUGCAGUUCAUAUAUGAAAAGGAGCAGAAGUCUUUCAAUUGUCUCUCACAAUAUUUCAAUCCAUAUCCAUGAAUGGAAUCGUUUCUUGCAAACUCUGCUGUCUGUGUCUAACUUCUUUGUAGAACAAUCUGGGUCAGCUGAGUUUUGGAUCUCUCAACCACCCACCUUCAGUCCUCAUUCACUUUCACCCUCUACAACAGACUUCAGUGGUCAGGACUCAUUACCUCAGCACCUUGGCAUGCUACCAGAGCCCUUUGCUGAUAUCUCAGAGCAAUUACUCCAGAUUUACAGCCCGGCCACCUCCUCUAUCUAACAGCCAACUGACUGACCCACAUAUAGCUCAUUUUCACUGCUUUGUCUAAAGCAGCGAAAGGUCUCAGCUCAAUCUGAUGUUUGGCUUUAUUAGUCAAAGUUUUUAUUGAGCUUGGGGGCUGCUUAGCCAACAGGUUUUAACAGCCAAACAUGCAAUCCACAUGGCUGGCUCGCAGCCCGCGGGUUGUAUUUUCUGUAAAUUCCAUUAACUGAAGUUUGUCUCAUAGCAGCAUGGAGACUGUUCAUGUUGGCUUGCUGAAUGAAGGGUUAGAAAUGUAUGUGUUGGCCUCAGGUUCUCACUGCAUGCAUGUAACCCUGUGUGGCAGGCUGAGUUUCUAUCAGGGGGGAAUAAGUGGGUCCAGAUCAGCUGGAAGAAUAACUGCUUUCAUCUCGCAGCAUAUCUAAUGUAUCAUCAGUCAAACUCGGUGUCAUGCAGGACUCAUGAAAGAAGCCAAAGACCCCGUGAUGUGGCGGUGUUGGUGAUGAUGCAUAUCUUUGACAGUCUACUCCACAGGCACACAGAGAGCAGCAGUAACAAAGAUCUGACAGUUUGAGGAAGAUACAUAUCUAUUAAAAGCAACUGGGAGGCAGAGACCUCUAACCUCCAUCCUGGAUUGCAGGGUUAUGAAUAAGUCAUAACUCUGAGUGUCUCCUGAGCCGUGAAGUGUAAAAUACUCCUCCUUCAGUACUCACAUAAACACACAGAGAAGCUUGACCUUACCGAGGAAGUGCUGCUCAAGCACUUUCCCAGAAGUCUGUUCAAAAAGCAGCAAACAGGCGGAAAGUAUUAAUCAGUUUCAGGAUGUAGUGACCUUUCUACACCAUAGCACGUACAGCCACCCUCACAUGUUCAUAGACAAAGACAGUAUAUUCAGUAUUUGGUCUGCUCUGACUAUAAAGUUUGCUUGUUGAUAAACAGGUUUAUGGUAGAUGUGUGGUUUUGCUGUUGGGAUUUUUGUGGUGGAGGUGUUUGAGUCCCUGAAAAAAAGAGUGCUUUACAGUGAGUAACAGUUGAAGCACAAUUCUACCUUAAAACUACCAUGAGCAGUUUUAAACCAGUAACUAAACAGACAGAAAUAAAUAUUGGUAUCUCUCUCUGGACCUACAAAUACAUAAACAUCUUUAGAGAUUAAUAUUCUCUUUAAAGACCCACUCCAAUGAAAAUCACGUUUUUCUUGUUGUCUACAUGUUGAUAUGGCAUUUUUCUGAUGCUACAGGACAUAUCAAGAGAAAAAUAAGUGUGACAUUGCAUUUCUGAGUAAUUCAAAUCUCUGUGAAUCUCUCACAGAUCCAAAUAGCAGGUUCAGACACAGUGAGAUUUCUUACGUCACAACUGCAAGCCCCGCCCCCGGAAUUCCGCUAUGCAGGCCAGACUCAGAGAAGUAGAGAGAAUGAUCGUGGAACAAGCGUGGGUGUUAGCGGAUCGCAAUGUUCGUAAGAAAGCAAAUAAUGACAUUAACUUUCAUCAUGCCCCCAAAGAUCUACUACACCGGCAAUAUUAGGCUGCAAGCUAGUGUGAAGAGGAGCGUGAAGAGCAGCGCUGUCUCUGCCCAUGACUCAGAGGCGAAUUGCCAAUGAACUGCUGGAGCUCUGGAGAAAAAAAGCCCCUAAAAAUGACACGGAUAACCUGAUUUUCGCAAAAAAAUUUAUGAUCACAAUUAAAAGACCCCUGACAACACUUUAAAUAAUAAUAAUUCUAAAACAAUCAGAGUGGGACUUUAAAGUGAUUUGAUAGGCCAAAACAGCCUUCUUACAGAAACACACUCAGUCUUAUGAUAGUCUAAUUUUAGAGCUCCUUGUGUGGGGGUUUUACACUUUUGCCAUAAUAGAAAGUCAGAAUGAAAGAGAACGACAGAAAGAGCCACUGCCCACUUCCUCAAAACACUCUUCUUAUAAGAAAAAGUCUUGUUCAGGUUUUAUCUUCCUCAAAAGGAGAAGAGACUGAGCCAUGAUGAGCUUUGAAUGAGAAGAUUUCCAGUAAGAGCUGGCAGAGAUCACACAAGGUGCCUCUUUACCGCAUCGACAAGGUAUGUUUAGACUCCAUCCCUGUGGUUUAAAGAGAAGAGCUGCUAAUUUGAGGGUAUUGUAGUCUUAGCUGACAGGAGUGUGCUCAGCCUGGGUGGACUGUAAUCAGCUGACAAUAUAAGACUAAAACAGAGUAACCAAGAGUGUAGCCUGGGUGGUUCGAACUAAGCAAGCAAACACGGACAUACAAAGAUUAAUGCUUAACUCAUCUACAAUUACACAUGUAUACUUACCCAGAAUGCAGAUUGCUAUAAAUAGGGCUAAAACACAGUCUGAAUGUUGAGUCAGGCUGAGUGAGUACUUGAGCAUGAAACUGUUGAUUUGAAGUGUGCAACCUUCACUUUAUUACCCUCAGCUUCUUCAAAACUCUUCCUUGGGGUAGAAUCAUAAACUUAAACAUGUUGAUACGUUUACAGAAAUAUGUGUGACGGUUUAGAUUGAGUCCAGAUAGGCAGGCUAAUCAUCACAGUGCAUGACUGCUUCAGAAGCUGUUUCACAGACACCAAUCCUUCCUGUUUGUUUCCUGUUUAUUUCUGCUAUUUCCUUUUUGGCUGACAAUGAAUGGUAACAUCGCUGCUUUAUCCCGUGUCUAUAUUUUCAGUCAGCGCAGUCGAAGCUCAUCUUCAAGCUGUGUAAUUAUAUGUAGACAGUGUGUUUUGGCCUAGAGAUCUGUAAUCUGUAAUUAGGAUUGAAAAUUGUAGAAAGAGAAUAAAGGGUCCCCUCAAAUCCUGCUCAGGCAAAGUUAAUGGAGUCAGAUGGACUUGGGAAUGUUACAGAUAGGCAUCACUGUCAAGCUCAAGACAAAGCACAGUCAUUCAGAUGGAUCAUAGCAUCAGCAGAGCUACCUGAGAACAAGACUGUGAAGCGCAAACAAAGCCAAAUACCGCUGAACUGAAUCACACCCUCAUCAUACCCACUCCUCUGAUGUUGUCAUGCUCAUGGUUUUGUUAUGUGACCCAGUUCUGCUUGUACUUUUUAUGAAUCAGUCAGCCUUUUUAGCUGCAUGAGAUAAUGCUCUUAUUUUGUAGCUUGGGAAACAGCUGCACUGUGUUGAACCGACUCGGAUCAUAUCAGUAUACAUUCCCUGCAGAUGUGGUGGGAUGAUUUAGCAUCCCAAAAGGAGGCUGGCGGGAAGGUUAUGACCAAAUACCACAUUCAUUCCCCUUGGGACAUCAGAGUGACUUAUGACUCUUAAUAAAUGUUUGUGGGUUUAACAUGUCAUCACCAACUAAAUGACACAUUCAGCAGGAAUUAGAGACGUAGCAUGAUAAAAGGGCUCGUUGUAUAAGAUCAACAAGCUGUCUUCCCAUUUUAUAUAUAGAUGUUGGGAAUUUCUUACACCAAGCUUAAGUCUGAUUUAUACUUAAUCUCACAACCUUACCAGACUAGUAACAGUAACCUCAUUCAGUUUACUUCUGCUUUUUCCCCAGUGGUAUUUAGUCAUGCAAAAAAGUACAGGCAGAUUUAGAGCAAAAGUCUCUGAGGUCACUGCCAACUUCCUGAUAUGAUUAAGAGGCCUAAGAUAAUGUUAUCAAAGACUAAUAACAACUGUCUACGUUAACUCCUGGCCCUGAAUUUUCUGUCAUUUUCCUUGUGGAUCAGUAGGACCAGACUCUGUCUGCUACAGCAUGCAAGACAACUGCUGAAACAGGUCCGAUUAACAUCACACAUUGACUACUUCUUGAAUGGGUGUGUAUGUGGUUUCUGCUGCUUUUAGCACCAGCCACAAGUGGACAUUGAAGGAACUGUAUUUUUUAGCACUUCCUCCUUCAAUUCAUUUCUCAAGAAGACUAGAGCCUGCCACUUUGUCUGUGACACAAUAAAAAUAUUAGUUCAGUUUCAAUUCCUGCUGUUGUUGGAUAUCUGUUGCGUUUACUUAUUCUCAAAUGUACUCUAUUUAACUUUGAACAAAAGUGAGAUUGCAUGAAAAUGGAUUUUUGCCAAUACUCUAUGUACAAAUGUUUACAAAAUCCUUUUAGCGGGACGCAGUAUUGAUGCUAAUGUACCUUUUUUUAAAAUAUUGUAAAGAACCAGAAGUUUCUCCUGUAAAUAAUUUUAACUGCAAAUAUUCAUAGGGUAAAAGAACGAUGUUUAUCAGGAAAAAAAAAAAAAACAUUUUUAAUGUGCAGGACAGGAUCAGAAAAGUGAUAAGAUGUAUACAGUGUCCUUUGGCGGCACCAAAAUAGAUACAAAACAAAAGUUCCUAACUGCAACUUUCAAUUGCCAUCAUGAAGACAAAAAGCUCCAAGUGUGUGCAACUCAGACGUGAUAACCAGUAGGAAUGGGCAAUAAAUUAGAAUUCACGUUGCUAAACGAGGCUCCACAUGAGGGAUUUCCUUCAAGAUUAGGGCUUAGAUGAGCACAACCAGGUAUGCCUGACAUUGGACAGUAGAUCUGCUGCUGUUCACUCUGUGCAAUUAGAGUUUUCAAUAAAUGAUGAAAGUGUUUUCACAUUUCACAAGUUUUCUCCAUAACCUACUACUUAAAAUUGUGAUUAAGUACCUUAUUUUACUAUUCCAACCAGUGUUCUCAGGACAAAAUUAGUCAAAAAUGUAGUUUGGAAUUCUAAUAUUUUUUAUCUGGACUUUUAUGGUUAUCGUUAGAAAACUUACCAUGGUAAAAAUGUUUUUGCCCUUAUCGCCCAUCCCUGAAGACCAGGUCAUCUGAGUCCCUCCAACUUUUAGGGCAUGGUAAAUAUUUCUUUAAAAAUAACUCACUGUAUUUUUGGAGGAAUGCAAAGACCAAGAUUGCCAAACCUGGUAUCCAGACGACACUCUGAAUAUUUUCCUGGAUGUAUCAUAACACUAGAUCAUGACAUCAGUCGCCCUCUAAGAAACCUCAGAGCUCCCACGGGACCACCGCUGUGCUGAGGUCAGAGUGGUCACAGCAACUAAACCAUAACAUAGCAACAGUCUCACAAUGGCUCUGAUUGGGACCUUCACACAGUAACUGACUCAGACACUUAAAGAGUGACUCACAUCCACUGACAUUCACAUACAGUCACCAGAGAUUUAGCAGAUUGCUUUGAAAAAUGUCAUCUGUUAUUAAGAACACUGAUAUCCUCUAAUGUGGCAUCAGAUAUAAUAAAAAGCUACAUUAAAGCCAAUAACCGUUCACUAAUGCGUUAAAUACAUUUACUUGGACUGUGAUCUGAAGAGUGAGCGAGAGCUCCAGUGGAUGUCAUGUGUGUGCUUGCCACAGCUGUGAGGGUCUGGCACGUCGUAGUGCGUGUUACUGUCAAAUGUGGCAUGCUGCUGCAAAGCUCUGCAGCGAUCUGUGCUGACAGCUGCUCAGAGGUGAGACACAUGGCUCCAACCAUUUUAUAGAUACAAUCAAACACAAACACAGCAAAUCACAAACCUAAUGAUGACAGUUGCAGUCAGCUCUGUUUUUUCUUGUAGACAAGUGUGUGACUCAUCCUGACUGUUCCAACAGACAUCUGGAAGUGUUGCUCAAAGUUUACACACACACAGCUGGCUGAUAGUGAAGAUGAAGUAGCGCCCUGUGGGAGGCUUAAAACUUCAUGAUUCACCCUGGAUGGGAAAUCAGUCCUCUACCCUGUCCCCCUUCCUUCUUCUCGUACACGUUAGUUGCUGCUGACUUCACACAGGUUUUGUGUUUGACUCUCUUGUGUCUCUGUUUCAAUAGGUUUACUUCAUAGACAGCAUCAUGGCAGAGGGAAGCUGCUUUGGUGCAUUGUAGCAGCCUGUUCGGGAUGACCAGAGCUUGAAAAACAAGGAGAAGAAAGGUUGACAUCUGCUCAGCGAGGAUAAGAUCAGCGGCACAUCUGGAUCCAAACCAGGAACCUAGUGGACUUUUUUCUUUGUAAGGAAAGGAAUUUAAACUCUCUAUAAACGCUCUAAUAUCUGAGCUCUGGCCCUUGAGAAGCUUAAACAGGCUUCUAAAUUUUUUUUACUUGUAUUAUUCACAUCCCAAAAAGACAAACCGCCAUGUGCCAUGUCAUUGUAACAUGCCGCUCCAUGCUCUGGACACUGCUCAGCAUCAUAGUGGCCUUUGCUGAGCUCAUCGCCUUCAUGAGUCCUGAUUGGUUGCUUGGACAUCCUCGCUCAGACUCCAGUGCAAGUGGAGCAGGUGUAGAUUCUGGGGAGUACCGACCGUCACUUGGUCUCUACAGCCGCUGCCUCCGCAUUGGGAGUCGAGGAGUCGGGGUGAGCUGCGGACCCUACGCGGGGACUUUCGGAGAGGUGGCCAGUGGCUUCUGGCAGGCGGCCAUGUUGUUUCUGGCUGCGGGGACGUUAGUUCUGGGAGUGGUGGCUUGUAUCUCCGUCUUUAGCCUGUGCUUCCAGAGCAUCCUGAAGAAGAGUUUAUUCAACAUCUGUGGACUGCUGCAGGCCAUCGCAGGUCAGACAUCUGUCUCUGUGUUUGUUAGUUUAAUGGUGCACGCUUUUAUGUUGGUUAUUUUCUAAAGCAUUUUUCCUUUAAUCAAUAAAUUAGGUGAUGUAUGAUUUGGCAGAACAUGGAAGAGCAAAUGAGUUCAGCUCCAUGAUAGAAAAAAACUCUCCUGAGCUGCCUCUCAACUAAACCUUGGGCAUGAUUUUUUCUGUGAUCUAAUAUGCUAAUAUUUUAAACCUAAUUAUUCAGACACACUUUUCCUGUCAUUGUAGAGAACAUCAAAUGUUCCCUGUCCUAGAAAUUAGGGCUGGGCAAUAUGGCCUCUAAUCAAUAUCACGAUAUAUGGAGCAGUUCACCUCGAUAACGAUAAAUGGACGAUAACUACUCCACAAGCUGCUCACCCCCUCCCACGUUAACUUUGUCUACUUCAGCCGCCGCUCCAGUAGUUAAAACUUUUCAACUAUCCUCCAUCUCCUCACCUCUUUCCCUCUUUGUUACGGACUAGAUGGGAUGGAGUCACGUCUCUGAUGUAGGACAGUGUCUUAAACGGACAUGAGACCAUAGCCUACCUACACACAGCCAAAAACAAUUAUUUAUUUUUUUGACACCGAAUAUAUUGACGUGGGAAAAAUGGGGUCGGUUAUUGUCAUAAAUUUUGGUAUCUGUAAAUUUUCGGUUUAUCGCCCAGCCCUACUAGAAAUGUACUCAUGUACUCUUGCUGUGACUGCCUGUUUUGUUAGAAGGAGACGUAAAACAACACUAACAUACAGUCAUACACCUACAAUGAAUUUUAUGAGCUUUUCUCUGCUAAGAAUAAUGUUACGUUAAUAUUAAAUCGCAUCCCUAUAAUACCGCAGAGUACAGUGCAGCUCAUCAAUAAUAACGGUUCAUAUCUCACUUGCUAUUGCAGCUAAUACAACUAAUCUGUGAUCUGUUGGAGAUAAAGUGGGAACAUGUCUAUACCAGCACAUGUCUGUGGAUUUUAAAAGCAUCUCCACAGCCUUCAGGAAACUUCCGUGUUGACUUUACAAGUUGAAACAUUUGACUUUACAAGUCCGAAAGCAACUUUUGGCUUUUCCAGUCUUCGGUUCAACCCAGGCUUUGUGCAGGUUUCUUUCAACAAAAGGCUCCUUCAUAUGUGUUUGGUUGGACAGAUCUGUCAACUAGCUAAUCAUUGAAGAGGGGUCUUUCCUUUCAGCAUAAAUAAAAGGCUUGUCAGCUGAAAAAUGGCUGUAUUCUUCACCAGAGUUGAGUCACAAAGUUAAAAGUCUGCCCUUUUAGCAGUGAUGUUUGUGACUCAAGCCUUCAUCUCAUGGUGUCUUCUCUCCCUUCAGGCCUGUUGCUGAUGGUGGGUCUCAUGCUGUACCCUGCUGGUUGGGGUUCAGAGAAGGUGAAGAACUACUGCGGCCCUGACGCCUCACCCUUCAGGCCACACCUGUGCUCACUUGGCUGGGCGUUCUACGCAGCAAUAGGAGGAACGCUGGCAACUUUCCUGUGUGCUGUUCUGUCUGCACAGGCUGAGAUCGCCACUUCCAGCGAUAAGGUGCAGGAGGAGAUCGAGGAGGGGAAGAGUUUGAUCUGUCUGCUCUGAGUGCUCAGGGAUGUUUGGGUUUCUUUGUGUGUUUCUCCUAAUAGACAGCUGUGAAUCUCAAUAAAGGGAAAACUUUCUCUGAGUGAAUCCAUCCACUUUGGGGUUCUGCCUGGACAACAUCGGCUAACUAUUAAAAACAAAUGUUGUGGUAACAGCUUGAUAUUUGGUAUUCAGGAUGUUGCUCUCUUUUAAAAGUGGCUAAAGCCUAAAAAAAUUGGUACAGCAGCUGGCUUUGGAAAGUUACCUGCAGACUAAUCCAGCAUUUUCAACCAAGAUACUUAAUUUUUUGUAAUAAUUCCUACCGUAAAGACACCACUGGAGAAAUGUAAAAAAAUAGGUGAUGCAUUUUCAUCAGUGUUACUGUGGACAAGUAAAACACUGCCAGUAAAACAGUGUUCAAGGUUUGUAACACCACUAUAAUGGUAAUUCACAUGGUUCACCUGCAAACCUCAACAAACCUCUGAAUACUAACAGAUGUGUGCCCACGACAGCUUGCAUGUUAGUGUGAAAUCCGCUCACAGUUGUUGUUUCUAAAUGUCCGUAUGCUCGGAAUCUGCUGAACAGCAGGACAGUCAGACCCUCUAUCUACCUGUUGAAAUGUGCUGUUUAUGGUGUUGUUAGUUUUAAAUGGGGUUCCUUCUGGUAAAUGGAUAGUUAAGGAGUCUACUGCAGCUCAUUAAGCAGCAGAGUGUGUGCAGAAAAAGAACAGAGACUGGCCAGAUGUUUUACUCUGGAGAGCUUUCAUGUUUGCAAGAUAAAGCAAACUGCGUUGUAGCUUAUCAUGAUUUACUGCAAGAAACACACACACCUGGAUUUGUAAAGGUUUACAACACUCAGAGCUUGUUGAAAGCCUUUUUUUAAAUAUGUUUAGAUCAAUAGAAAAGCUUUGGUACUUUUGGAAAAUCACUUCAUACUGCUCUUUACACAUGGUUCUUCAUUUCACAUUACUACAAAUUUAGUCCAUUUAUUUUAGUUUUUUUUUUUUUUCAACCAUGCUUCUUUACAUUGCCUUCAAUGUAACAUGUGAUUGCUUGUUGUCCUUGUAGAUAAAAUGUGCAAUAAUUCAACUGUAGUGUGUUUGCUGUGAGGGUGAGUGGACUGAGAGGAUGAGGAGUGAACAAAGUGAUCUUUUUUUGUUUGUUUUGUACAAAGCAUUUUUUUAGUUUUUCUGUGCUUUAACUUAAUGUUUACUGUCCCUUGUUUUUGUUACAUUAACAAAAACAGUAACAGCGUUGGUGGCACAUUGUCUGAUGCUGCAUGUGUGAGAGGUUGAUGUGCGUGAGGGGAUGUACAGCCUGUUAUUUGUAUGCAAUAAACUAGAUUUUCUACUGUAAA